This is a messenger RNA of Phanerochaete carnosa HHB-10118-sp, 1058 nucleotides long. RefSeq lists its product as uncharacterized. The transcript has 8 exons. Gene Ontology annotation, biological process: glycine decarboxylation via glycine cleavage system; protein lipoylation. Lineage: Eukaryota; Fungi; Basidiomycota; Agaricomycetes; Polyporales; Phanerochaetaceae. The coding region runs from base 13 to 495 and encodes 160 amino acids. Gene Ontology annotation, cellular component: glycine cleavage complex; cytoplasm; mitochondrion. The record is from RefSeq and is a predicted model, not a curated record.
ACCGUGUUCAGCAUGUUCAGUGCUCUCCGUGUCGCUUCUCGCCCUGGCCUCACUACUCUCCGUGUUGCUCGCACGACACCAGUAGCACUGAGUCCCAGAUUCCUUGCCCGAACGAUCGUCACUAAGAAGUUCACGAGCGACCAUGAAGCCGUCAUCUUCGACAGUGAUAACGCGGUCGGCACCGUGACUAUCACGAACUACGCUCAGUCAAGUCUUGGAGAUGUUGUUUUCGUGGAGCUGCCUGUCAUUGGCACCGAGGUCAAGCAGGGCGACCAGAUUGGUGCAGUGGAGAGUGUGAAGGCCGCAUCCGACAUUUACGCGCCAAUCUCGGGUACCAUCGAGGCCGUUAACGAAGAGCUCAACAAGCAGCCAGGGCUGCUCAACAAGUCACCUGAGGGUGACGGCUGGUUGUGCAAGAUCAAAGUCGCGGAUGAAGCGGAGCUCAAAAAUCUCAUGACGGAGGAGGCAUACCAAAAGCAUUGUGAAGAGUCAUAGGCCACGUCUUGGGAUUUCAUCUCGCUCAACGCGUUUCGGGGAUCUACGGGGGGCCUUCAACUGCUUCACUUUGCUUGUGUUUCUCUUGAGCUACGCGUAGAGUAAAAUAGAUAGUCUUGGCACAGUAGCAUAUCCCGCUGAUGCGUAAUGCAUGGGCUCAACACCCAGAGUUCGGGAUCAGAGAUAUUCGUCCGAGGGCAGCGUGUUAAAGGUGAAUAGGUACAUGAGUGGCAAUUAGGGAUAUUCUGUUUUCUCGCCUCUCGCCUCCAUCCGAGCCUUGGCUUCUUGUAUCGCCCAAGCCUGUACGCUAGUAUCAGGCUUGUAGUAUAGCAGGACGGUCGCCAACGCGAAAGUGCCGUACAUUCCAACAUACCACAUGUUCUCCCAAUCUUCCUUCUUGCGCUUCUGGCCUGGCGGUGGCGGCUUCUCGCCAAACAGCCAUCCAGAUGGCUCGUUGUACUGGAGUCCGUGGCCGUGCGACGCGUAACGUCUACUGCUAGCAGACAAAUUGCGAGACACGGGCCUCUUGGGCACUGCUCGCAGUAGAGAUGUCGAGGGCAUGA